UUGUUUGCGCCAUUCUUCUGGGUUUCACGAGCUUGAUAGGAGGGGCGAGAAGCCGGUCUCUGCCAUUUUCGUUGGAAAAUCUACCGAAAAUAUGUCGAUGAUUUCGGCUCGUGUAACGGCCGCUGUGGCCAGAGCACUAACAAGACAGACUCCACAGGUCACAAAAGGAUGUUUAGGGGCAGCCUUCUCAUGCCAUAGAAACAUCUGUACAUCUAGACCCACACAUGCUGCAAGUGGAGGCACAGCCGAGGUGUCGUCCAUCCUGGAGGAACGCAUCAUGGGCUUCUCCCCCAAGGAGAACAUGGAGGAGACAGGGCGGGUGCUGUCCAUUGGUGACGGUAUCGCUCGCGUCUACGGCCUCCAGAACAUCCAGGCAGAGGAAAUGGUGGAAUUCUCCAGUGGGCUGAAGGGUAUGGCCUUGAACUUGGAGCCCGACAAUGUCGGUGUCGUGGUCUUUGGUAACGACAAGCUGAUCAAGGAAGGCGAUGUAGUCAAGAGGACAGGCGCCAUUGUGGAUGUGCCCAUCGGUAUGGAACUGCUGGGCAGAGUUGUGGAUGCCUUGGGAAUGCCCAUUGAUGGAAAGGGCCCAAUCAAAACCAACACCCGUGCCCGUGUGGGAGUCAAGGCGCCAGGCAUCAUCCCGCGUAUCUCUGUCAGGGAGCCCAUGCAGACUGGCAUCAAGGCUGUGGAUAGUCUGGUGCCCAUCGGCCGUGGCCAGAGAGAGUUGAUCAUUGGGGACAGGCAGACAGGCAAAACCGCUGUAGCCAUUGACACCAUUAUCAACCAGAAGCGCUUCAACGAAGGCCAGGAUGAGAAGGCCAAGCUGUAUUGCAUCUAUGUGGCUAUCGGACAGAAGAGAAGUACUGUGGCUCAGCUGGUCAAACGACUCACCGACGCAGACGCCAUGAAGUACACCAUCGUGGUCAGCGCCACUGCUUCCGAUGCUGCUCCCCUGCAGUACCUGGCACCCUACUCUGGCUGUGCCAUGGGUGAGUUCUUCAGAGACAACGGCAGACACGCACUCAUCAUGUACGACGAUCUCUCCAAACAGGCUGUAGCCUACCGUCAGAUGUCUCUACUACUGAGGCGUCCCCCAGGGCGCGAGGCCUACCCCGGCGAUGUCUUCUACCUCCACUCCCGUCUCCUAGAGCGUGCAGCUAAGAUGAACGAUGACUUCGGUGGUGGUUCCCUGACUGCCUUGCCUGUCAUUGAGACCCAGGCCGGUGAUGUGUCGGCUUACAUCCCGACUAAUGUCAUCUCUAUCACUGAUGGACAGAUCUUUUUGGAGACCGAGCUGUUCUACAAGGGCAUCCGCCCGGCCAUCAACGUGGGUCUGUCGGUCAGUCGCGUCGGGUCGGCCGCCCAGAUCAAGGCCAUGAAGCAGGUAGCUGGUACCAUGAAGCUGGAGUUGGCCCAGUACCGUGAGGUGGCAGCUUUCGCCCAGUUUGGCUCUGAUCUUGAUGCGGCCACCCAGAACCUGCUCAACAGAGGAGUGCGUCUGACGGAGCUGCUCAAGCAGGGACAGUAUGUCCCGAUGGCCGUCGAGGAGCAAGUGGCGGUCAUCUUCGCCGGUGUCCGCGGCCACCUGGACAAGGUGGACCCGGCCCACAUCACAAAGUUUGAGAAGGCCUUCCUGGUGCACAUCCAGACCAGCCAGCAGGAGAUCCUGAAGGACAUCCGCACCAAGGGCGCCAUCACACCGGAGACGGAGGAGAAACUCAAGGGCGUGGUCCUCAAGUUCCUGGAGACGUUCGAGCCAUGAAGAGUGUUCCCAGACCUAACCAUUCACUUAAAAAAAUCCUUAGCAAGUGCUUCAGAAUUUAUAUAAAGGUUUUCAAAGAAGAUUGUCUGGACGUUUUUUUUUUAGCUUUGAAUGAGAUUGAAUUUGAUUUUGCGGAAGACACCAGUGAUGUUCCAGCCAGGAGUGUGUAGCUCAUUCCACCCUCCAUUCACUUAGAAAUGACUAGAGUUUUGAACUGUGAUUACCUUGUGAAAUGAUAAAUAAAUUUGACCAUUCACACAUUACAUCCGCUCACCAAAGUUUGAAUUCAGAUGAAAUCAAAAUGCUAUGAGGCCUUUUUAGUUAUUUAUAAAAGCAUGACUUUUCGGCCUAGGUUUCUGGUAUAGCACAUAAAAAUGUUUUAACAUAUUUGGUUUCCAAUUUUCAGACUAAAACAUUUGUUGAAAUUUGGUCACCUUAAAAAGUAUUUGGAACUGGUUCCAAAAAUCUGGUACAAAAUUGGUUCAAGAAAAGUUACACAUGGAUUUCAGAGAAAAGAAUUGUUCGGAAAAAAAUGGACCAUUUUAAAAUUGAAGUGAUUAUCCAUUUCAACAAAAAUGGAAUAUAUCUGGUUUGUCAUUGGCUGGCUGUAAUAAAUAUUUUGUUGAGAAUUAAAA
Molecule: messenger RNA, 2397 nt
Organism: Patiria miniata (bat star)
Lineage: Eukaryota; Metazoa; Echinodermata; Asteroidea; Valvatida; Asterinidae
Gene: atp5f1a
Product: ATP synthase subunit alpha, mitochondrial-like
Exons: 10
Coding region: 92-1762 (556 amino acids)
Biological process (GO): proton transmembrane transport; proton motive force-driven ATP synthesis
Molecular function (GO): ATP binding; proton-transporting ATP synthase activity, rotational mechanism; ADP binding
Source: RefSeq, a predicted model, not a curated record